AUGAUCUCGGACGCCUACGGCCAGCUGGACAUUCCCAGGCCGACGCUCGACGUGCUCUCGGUCCCGAUCCCGAGCAGGCACCUCAAGAUCGCGAAGUCGGCGAGGAAGCCCAAGCGCCAGGCCGCGGUCGCCGCUUCGCUCCGUGGUUCGCUGUACCCCGAGGACCUGGUGGCCACCAUCCACCGGCGGUUGCGCAGAUGGGGCGUCGAGUGCUCGCUGCCCAUGCUGCGCGAGAGGUGGCCUCCGCUGCGUAGCAAGCUGACGGAGGUCCGCCCUGCUUGGAUGUGGUCGUGGAUGCGCACCGCGGUCAACGGCUGGACGACAUCGCGUCGCAUGAGCGCCGUCAUCGACGCGCGUCCAUGCCUCUUCGGCUGCGACGAGGAGGACGCGCUCGAGCACUACAUCGCCUGCCCGAUCCUCAGGGCGAUGACGGCGGGCGACGCGGGCGCGGACUCCCUGGGCAACGGCCACGAGCUCCUCGGCUUCGGCGACGAGCAGUACCACGCGAAGCGUCCCAUCAAGGAUUGCAUCUACGCGGUCGGCCUCAUGUGCCAGUGCUACCACAUCCAGAAGCACCGCAUGGACGUGGGCCUGGCCGCUGGAGCUGACCAACGGGCUGGUGUGAGACUGGCCGCAUUGCAUCGCAUGCAAGCAUAG
Prorocentrum cordatum is the source of this 657-nucleotide messenger RNA. Lineage: Eukaryota; Dinophyceae; Prorocentrales; Prorocentraceae. The record is from the annotation of a GenBank genome assembly.